Molecule: messenger RNA, 180 nt
Organism: Colletotrichum paranaense
Lineage: Eukaryota; Fungi; Ascomycota; Sordariomycetes; Glomerellales; Glomerellaceae
Exons: 1
Coding region: 1-180 (59 amino acids)
Source: RefSeq, a predicted model, not a curated record
AUGACGACUUCCGUGGAGAGCGGUGUCUUCUGGUUGCAUACGUAUUCUCCACGGGAAAAUCCCUUUAUCAACUGUAGUUCCUGUAUCCUGAACUCACCAGUCACAAGUCGGCUCAAUGCGUUUCAAAGUCAACAAGUAUGCUGCAGCGAUCGAGGCUACGUGUCUUUCUAUGCCAUCUGA